AUAAUAUUAUCUAUGUUCACAAUAAUAUCCUAUUUUAUAAUUAUAAUAAUUAUUUAAUGUCCAUCUUAAAUAUUAUAUUAUUAAACAUCAAAUCAUAGAAUAUAGAAUCAUAUUGCUUGUGCACUGUUUUGAGUUUUUUGUACUAAUUUGACUUAAAGAUACAUUGUUAACUCAUUGUGAUGGCUAUCAAUACAUCAGUUGUACUUGUAAAUGCUGGCCUAGAAGCAUUGUUGAGAUUUGUUGGUGAUUUGGAUUUUGAGUUGUCAGAGGUACCGACUGCUUUAAUAGCUGGAUCUAUUGUUGGGGCAUGUAGUUUUAUUGGAGGUCUUAUAGGUGGAAGAACUGGACUUUUAGUUGGCGGAGGUAUUGGAUACCAGAUUAACAAUUUGUUGAUACCAAGAAUUAGAAAUGUUGGAAACAUGUUACGGGAGUUAGCUACAGAUCAUCUUCGGAGUUUGUUUGAUUUACUGAUUAGUGGAAUUCAAAAUACGGUUUCUUCUGUACUGGGUCAAAUGGUAAAUCGAAAUCUAUACCUAACAGAUCUUUUAGAAAGGUAUGGUGGUAAUUCUGAUGUUCGGAUGAAUAUGAUUCAAACUCUUAUCAAUUUCUUCAAUGGUAUUCAUGGUGGUACUUUCCGCCAAGUCACACCAUAAUAAUAAUAACUAUAAUGUGUAUCAUUGUUUGCCUCAGCUAACUUACUUAAUAUUUACAUUUUUAUUUUAAAACAUAAUCAAUAAUCAAACCCAAUUUGUACGCAUUUUUUGUAACAAAAUUAAUGAAUAAUAAAGAUUCAAAAUAUUUUUUACUAAUA
This is a messenger RNA of Acyrthosiphon pisum (pea aphid), 811 nucleotides long. RefSeq lists its product as uncharacterized. The transcript is spliced from 3 exons. The record is from RefSeq and is a predicted model, not a curated record. Lineage: Eukaryota; Metazoa; Arthropoda; Insecta; Hemiptera; Aphididae. The coding region runs from base 180 to 653 and encodes 157 amino acids.